This is a messenger RNA of Zeugodacus cucurbitae (melon fly), 3461 nucleotides long. RefSeq names its product beta-alanine transporter. Gene Ontology annotation, biological process: transmembrane transport. Lineage: Eukaryota; Metazoa; Arthropoda; Insecta; Diptera; Tephritidae. The record is from RefSeq and is a predicted model, not a curated record. The transcript is spliced from 5 exons. Gene Ontology annotation, molecular function: transmembrane transporter activity. The coding region runs from base 1335 to 3152 and encodes 605 amino acids. Gene Ontology annotation, cellular component: membrane.
AAUCGGCAUCAAACGAAUUCACGCCCAUAUUAACAGACGUUAAUGAAUUCCUAUAUGAAGAAAGGCAUAUUUCAACGAGUGGCAGUAGGUUGAACCAAGUUCAUUGAGGUAUUAUGAAACCAAAUUACAUACAAAUGUGGGAAUAUCGAUUAUCGUGAGUGAAAAAAAAAAAUAAUUAACCCAUAAUAAACACGGUAGUUGUCUCACACAUAUACAUAUGUAUAUAUGUACAUACCAGUUAAAUGAAUACCUUCCUUAUGGAACUAAUAAUAGUACAAGCUUAAGUGAGUAAUGCCUUAAUGUUUUUGCAACUAUCGAGAUAUACAUUUAUAUAGAUGUGUGAACAUACAUAUAUUUGCAAAAUGAAAAUACCUAUUUAUUCUCUUGCAUGCUUUGUUUUGAAAUAGAAAACAGUCCCAUAAAAAAGUACGCCCAGCAAACCCAGUAGUUGAAUGAGUUUGUGGUUCCUCAAAAACCGGAAUUUAAGAAUUAAGAUGUGUUGCCUGUUUUCAUCAUCAUUUGACGGAUAUGCCUUAUUGAGGCGCUUGAGAUCCCAUUUGGAAUACAUAUCAUAGGUAGAGAGAUUUCCCUUUAAAUAUAAAUUGUUUGGAGAGACAGAUUAUUAACUUAACUUAGAGCUUAAUCAACAUUAGUCUAACCUCUAACUGCUUGAAAAACAUUUCCGUGCAGAAAACACUACAUAUUUAUAGAUAGGACGACGUACGGCGAAAGUUUCGAAAAUAACUUCAAUACCAGCCUUGCUGGAAAGGCCAGCAACACUACCACUGAAAAAUCAAGCAGAAUCACACUAGUUUUAAACUGAACCCAAUAAAUUGCUUGUACGGGUCCCAUACAUAUUCUACUAUACGCUCAAGCUAGGAACCAUGCGGUCUUUGAGUCUCCCAUUGAGUUAGAGACCUUGGCAACGCUAUGGUGGCCAAUUAAUUAAACAGACUAGUGCCCAUAAUGUAAUUAUGACCAAUUGAAAUUGUAAAUCAAAACAAGCACAAAUAAAGUCGACAGCGCGCUUAAGUCGUCAUACAAUUGAAAGAAGCACAAAACGACGUUGAUAGAAUCAGCCAUCGCCAUCAAUGCAACCAAACCACAACGACUCACACAAAUUUGUGAAAUUAUGAAUUUACAAAAUAUUUGGGGCUGUCAUUUCAAACAGCAUUCACCCCAUUAACUUGGGGUUGUGUCGCGCGCGUUCAGUUCCAAGUGGGCUCUUGUGUCGCACAUAGUUCGGAUUCGGUUUCGUGUCGCAAUCAUUUCGGGAAGUCCACUACUUAAGAAGUUAUGAAAAUUUGCUUAACCGUCUAAUUAACAUACCAUCCAUGGAUUUCGAUGAAGUACUUAAAGAGGUGGGAUCCUUUGGCUUGUACCAAAAAAUUAUUAUUUGUUCGGUGCUGUUGCCUGCCGCGCUACCAUGUGCCUUCCAUGCCUACAGCCAAUUAUUUAUCGCAGCGUCGCCGAAACACUGGUGCCGUGUACCCGAACUAGAACCAUGGGCGCAGGAUUAUGGAAUGUUGGUGAAAAAUCUUAGCAUACCGUUGGGUGUUUCAAAUAACAGCGCAGAAUACGAGAGUUGCAUAAUGUACAAUCGUAAUUACUCGGAUAUAGUGCGGUAUAUGGAAUAUCGUACGCCCAUAGAGUUGCAACAGGAUAAGGUGUGGCAAAUUGGUAAUCCCGGGCUUGCGCAGUUACAACCAUGUCAACAUGGUUGGUAUUACGAUCGUACCAUGUACACCAGCACAGUGGUCACAGAGUGGAACCUGGUUUGUGAGCGGAGCUACUUGGUCACGCUUGCUUUGGUUUUGUUUGGUGUUGGUGGUUUGAUCGGGAACUAUGUGUUCGGCUAUUUGCAAGACAUGUGGGGUCGACGUCCCUCUUUUUAUGUAUAUCUUAUUAUAGAAAUUGUUGCAUGUGCAGCUAGCGCUUUCGCAUGGAACUACUACUCGUGGUUGGGUAUGCGCUUCGUCGUGGGUCUUACCGUGCCCGCCAUACUUGCGAGUCCAUAUGUUUUAGCUAUUGAACUGGUUGGUCCUGACAGACGUGUCUUCUGUACAAUUGUCUCCAAUAUUGCAUACUCGUGUGGCCUGGUACUACUAGCUGGUAUAGUCUAUCUUAUACGGGAUUGGCGCUUUCUCACACUGACCGUCUCACUCCCUCUGUUAUUGCUUUUUUCCUGCUACUUUGUGCUACCCGAGUCGCCACGUUGGCUGAUCGCAGUGGGUAAAACGCGAGAAGCGGCACGUAUUUUGAAAACUAUAGCUCGGGUCAACGGUCAUAAUAUUCCGCCAGAUUUCGUAAAAAUUGUCCAACAGAAAUUGCAACAAACAGAAGCGGCAAUUCGGAGCGAAUCGGAUGCAUCUUAUGGCAUUUUGGAUUUGUUUCGCACCACAAAUAUGCGUCGCAAAACUUUAAUUAUUACACUUAUUUGGUUUGCAAACACCAGUGUCUAUGUCGGGUUAAGCUAUUAUGCACCGGCUUUGGGUGGCGAUGAAAUAUGGAACUUUUUUCUAGCCGGGGUUGUAGAAUUGCCCACAUACUUUAUGCUAUGGCCAGGUUUGAGCUACUUCGGGCGGCGCUGGAUUCUUUGCAUUUCUAUGUUAGUGGGUGGCGUCGCAUGUGUGCUGACGUUGUUGUAUGAUGAGCAGCCGGAAGUAAUGUUGUUGCUAUACUGUGUCGGCAAGAUGGGAAUUUCGUCGGCAUUUGUUGUGCUUCCGCUUCUCGCCUCUGAGCUCUACCCAACCGUGGUGCGUGGCUUGGGCAUGAGCUUCAGUUCGGUUGUUGCUAUGAUCGGACCUAUUGUAAUACCCAUUAUUAAUCACAUGGGUCAACGUAUGCUUGUAUUACCGUUAAUUAUAAUGGGUAUUCUUUUAAUAAUCGGUGGUUUGGCUAGCCUGUUUUUACCGGAAACGCGAGGUAAAAAUUUACCGCAGACCAUUGAAGAAGGUGAGGCGGUGCCCUUGAGAUUUUUCAAUUGUGGUUGCUGUUGUUGUUGUACAAAAACCCCACGUAGUCCUGAUCUGAAUAACUCGGCUCUAGUGGCGAAAUAUAAGAGACAGCGUGAGCGAGAGCAAAUUGGGCGAGGACGACGGCAACAAAUCACAGUUUGCAGUAUUUGCAAGAACGAAAUCAAGGAAACGUGACAAAUUCAAUCAGUUAUACCAAAUCGAGUUGUAAAAUGUAUAAUCUAAUUAAGUUGUCGCCCAAAAGUUCGAAUUGGACAUUUCAAUAAUAAAAAUAUGUGCUAUUUAUUGGGCAGGUUCAAAAGACAGUAAAUACAAAACUAGUUUAAGCAAAGAACGGCUUUGCCGAAAAUGGAAUUUAUUUAUGCGACAUAGAGGCUGAUGUCUGUAGUGUCUAGAUUAUAUUUCUUGUGUUGUUAUUAGGUGGCUUCAGAAUUUUAUCCUUCAAGUCUAUCCUAGAACGGGAGAAGGCAGAUGAAAAACGUUUAG